Molecule: messenger RNA, 1493 nt
Organism: Conger conger (European conger)
Lineage: Eukaryota; Metazoa; Chordata; Actinopteri; Anguilliformes; Congridae
Product: transcription factor 15-like
Exons: 2
Coding region: 231-779 (182 amino acids)
Biological process (GO): developmental process; regulation of transcription by RNA polymerase II
Molecular function (GO): protein dimerization activity; DNA-binding transcription factor activity, RNA polymerase II-specific; RNA polymerase II transcription regulatory region sequence-specific DNA binding
Source: RefSeq, a predicted model, not a curated record
CUCCACGCGCAGAAAGCGGAAAUACACUUACUGACUUGAAGCUGAGGUUUAUGUCAGUUACUACUACUAAUUAUUAUUAUUAUAAUAAUCGCUACCAUAAAUACAUAAUUUCAUUACGUUUAAGAGGAAUUCAUAUGGAUAGCCUGUGAGAGGAUUCCAUUCUAUUCCAUUCCAUUCCAUUCCAUUCAAACCACCCUGGCACCAAUUCCAUUGGAAACUUUAUUUCGAGUAUGACGUUCACCAUGCUGAGGCCUAUGGCGACCCACCUGAUUUAUCCUGACCUGAGCAGGAUGUCCGAGGACGAGGAGAAUCGUAGCGAGAGUGAUGGCAGCUCGGAACAGAGCUACGGAUGCUGCGCCGGUGUCACCAAGCGCCGGAGGGUGGCCCAUUUGUCCGGUGUCAGUGGAGUUGUUCUGGUUCAGCAGCGGAGCUCUGCCAACGCAAGAGAGCGUGACCGGACCCAAAGCGUCAACCUGGCGUUCACCGCACUGCGAACCCUCAUACCCACUGAGCCAGUGGACAGAAAGCUCUCCAAAAUUGAAACUCUUCGCUUGGCGUCUAGCUAUAUCUCACACCUUGCUAACGUCCUACUAAUUGGAGACGGCAACGGAGAAGGACAGCCGUGUCUAAGCGCCGUGUACAGUACAGGAGACGGAGACACGAAACAGCCCAGGACAAUAUGCACAUUCUGCCUUAGUAACCAGAGAAAAGGGGUGAAAGACGGACGGGACUGUUUAAAGAUGAGGGGUGUCAAUCCGCUGCACAUGAGCUGCAGAUAACUGGAGGCAGAACCCAGGUGGGAAACCCGGGGAGAGAACCGGUCCAUACAGAACCGUGCACAGGGCCAAGAGCGGAACGGAGCCAGAACGCGAACAGCGCCUGGGGAAACGCGGAGGAGCUAGGCGUGAGGCGUGAACAGAAAACUGUUUCAGUUACCAAACAGGAGAGGAUUCAAGACUCCGGAACAAACACUUUUAUGUGGGGCAUAAGUUUGAGUUCAUUAUUUGUAAUUAUUUUUCAGACUGUGUAUUUGUGUUUGUGUUGUUUCAGAAUUUGUAUUGAGCAUUAUGUAUCAUUUGUGACAUUUUUACAAAACCACAGAACAGAUUUCUUGUAUAUAUCUUACAUUUCUUGGACAAUGAUAAACUACAGUAUGUAGUUAUUUGCUGUCAAAAGUAUUAACGUAUUAAACGUAUUUUUAAAUAAUAAUAUUUUCUUUUUUCGGCACACCCACCACCAGGGUGAAAUAAAUGUCAUUUCUUCCAGAGGCCUAUCCCUAGGCAGGAGGAAUAAGUAUCCAACAAGGAAUACGCUCAGGUUAAAUAGGUUCAUUAAUAGCCGAUUUGCCUUGGCCAUAUGGACAUUAAGGCGUUUCAGUCUCAUCAGGGGAGUUCCUUAUGAGCCUGGGGCCUUCGCAGCCCAGCUUAAACUGUGACAUGUGCUGGCCGAAAGGCAUUAUGGGAUACUUUCUUUUCAUACACUUAACACCAAGA